UUUUUAGUCAUUAAAAUAAGAAGUUGUUUAAAGUAAUAUGUCAUUUCUAUCUUUUUACAUGUAUAUUGUAUAUAAUAGACAAUUACUCUAUAGAUAACGGUCAAAGGUCAUUUAGUCUCUGAGAAUAUUUCCCUUAUUGAUUGUAUUCUAUAAUACUUUUUAUAAUAAAGUAGGGCGUGCUGUUUUUUUUAUUAAAAACUGAUUGAUAGAUUAUGAGAAUAGAUUCCCUUUACGCUUUUAUUAUAUUUACAUAAUAAUUUAAUCUUUGCAUUUUUGCUUUCUUUCUUCUUCAUUUCAUUUUUCAAAAUAAUACUGAAAAAAUGAAGAACAGUCCAAAAAGAAAGGAAACUAUACAAAAUGGAGAAAAUCUUCGUUUGCUUGUUAAUGUUCAGUACCAUUGCUUUAGCUUAUACAAGGAUGGAUUUAUUCUCGGAUGAAGAACCUUCGUUCAAUCCUUUCAUAUCUGAGGAAUUUGAUGAUAACUCUAAUCUUAUCAAAAGAGGACGAAUCAUGAGAGGGCCUCACAAGGGUAAGGAGUUCUGCGGAAGAAUUCAAAGAAAGCCAAUUUUUUGUGGUACGGGUAGAUUCUGCUGCGCUAAAGGGGUAUGCUGUAAACAAGGACAAGUUUGUAGGUUUAUGCAGGAGUUUCACGUGUAUCAUUGUAUAAACGGUUUGUGAACGUAGAAUACGUUAAAAGAAGAUUUGAUUGCUUGUUCAUCAUAUCAAUACAACUUCUAAUUACCUU
Molecule: messenger RNA, 745 nt
Organism: Dimorphilus gyrociliatus
Lineage: Eukaryota; Metazoa; Annelida; Polychaeta; Dinophilidae
Source: the annotation of a GenBank genome assembly